Ochotona curzoniae (black-lipped pika) is the source of this 539-nucleotide messenger RNA. RefSeq names its product presequence translocase associated motor 16 (gene PAM16). The coding region runs from base 88 to 465 and encodes 125 amino acids. Gene Ontology annotation, biological process: protein import into mitochondrial matrix. Gene Ontology annotation, cellular component: TIM23 mitochondrial import inner membrane translocase complex. The record is from RefSeq and is a predicted model, not a curated record. The transcript has 5 exons. NCBI's taxonomy places the organism in Eukaryota, Metazoa, Chordata, Mammalia, Lagomorpha, Ochotonidae.
AGCAGCCUCACGCACGCGUCUUCGGCCUUUGCCCUCCGAGCCGGGACGCGGAGCCAGGAAGCUGGAACCCCGAGAGCCCGGGCUGCCAUGGCUAAGUACCUGGCCCAGAUCAUUGUAAUGGGUGUGCAGGUGGUGGGCAAGGCCUUUGCCCGGGCCUUGCGGCAGGAGUUUGCAGCCAGCCGGGCUGCAGCUGACGCCCGGGGCCGUGCGGGCCACCAGUCUGCAGCCGCUUCCAGCCUCUCGGGCCUCAGCCUGCAGGAGGCCCAGCAGAUUCUCAACGUGUCCAAGCUGAGCCCUGAGGAGAUCCAGAAGAACUAUGAGCACCUGUUCAAGGUGAAUGAUAAGUCUGUGGGCGGCUCCUUCUACCUGCAGUCCAAGGUGGUCCGUGCGAAGGAGCGCCUGGAUGAGGAGCUCAGAAUCAAGGCCCAGGAGGACAGAGAGAGAGGGCAGGCACCCAAAACGUGAUGGCUCAGCUCUGCCCAUCCCCACCCCCUCCUACCUCUAAUUUAUAGUUCGGUAAUAAAUGUCUGCUGUUUGUC